Oppiella nova is the source of this 770-nucleotide messenger RNA. The record is from the annotation of a GenBank genome assembly. NCBI's taxonomy places the organism in Eukaryota, Metazoa, Arthropoda, Arachnida, Sarcoptiformes, Oppiidae.
ACUUUAAGUUUAAAAUAAUAGUAGAUUUAUUAAACAUCACGUGAAUUAUGACUUUACUUUUAGGAUCAGUGAUGGCACUGAUUUGCCAGACAUACAAGUGGUGUCUCAUUGGACUCAUUGUGGCGGCGAUGGCCUAUUACUACAUUUUAUACAUAUUAUCGAAACCCACGCUAACAGUGGCCGACCCGCAGCUCAUCAAACAAAUUCUGGUCAAAGAUUUCAAUAUAUUUCGUAACCGACCCAAAGUUUCCGGGGGAAAUAGCCUGGUCAUGUCACAUGCCAGGGAUGAGGACUGGAAGCGGAUCCGUGCGAUAGCCAACCCUACCUUCACGCCCAGAAAGAUGAGGAAAAUGUAUGCUCUGAUCGACCGGUGCUGCGAAGACUUCAUCGAUAGCCUCGAUAAGGAUGUGUCGAAUGGUAUGAAUGAAGUCGAGUUGAAGCAACUGAUGAGCGCCUACACUAUGGAUGUGAUCGCUUGCUGUGCCUUCGCCACCAAAAUCAAUACAUACGCCGAUCCUAACAACCCGUUCACCACUAAAGGGGCCAAUAUAUCAAAUGCUCCCAUUUGGAAAAGGAUGUUGCAAAUGACCUUGCCCACAUUUAUUUUAUCCAGUAAUAUAUACCCUAAGAUUUUAAGCACCGUUGGCUCUAACGCCACCUUUUUUGUCGAUUUCUCGCGAAGUCUUAUAAAGAAAAGGAGAAAUAAUAACGAAAAACACAACGAUUUUCUGCAGUUAUUAAUGAAUUCGGAGAGAAGUGAUGGCGAUAUC